AUGGCUAUUCAAUCGCUCAGCGCUCCCUACGAGUGCACUCCCUUCUCCUCCAAUGCCCCAGGCUCGUGGCUGCGUGAGACAUCCAACCAUGUCCCACGGUAUUUAUUCAGGGUCUACACCCCCAACUCGGGCGGUCUCACGAACCGAAAGUGGGCCAUGUCCAUGGAGGCUGCACAUGAGCGCCAGUCUGAAAUCCCCGUGGAUGUCUGCAGCCGCCGCGCCAGUGUAAUCGCCGAUGAGCUUGCGGAUCACCUCCGCUGGACAUAUCAUCGCUCCUUCAGCCCCUUUGUGUCAUGGACAAGCUCACUCUUGGUGGCUAUCCUAUACAUGUUCAACCGUUAUAGCACGGAUACUAAUGGCGCCACACUCAAUGAUAUUCAUCUGUGUAUCGUGGAUACCAGAUUAUUCCCGAAAGGAGUUUUCCUUCGAGACAUGGAUUUGAUACGCCCGCUGAGCCCCCAUAACCAGCGGUUGGCACGGCUCGAGAACCUCCGCCUGGGAAAUUACGGCACAGCACAUUACAAUGGAGAGUUUCUCUCCCAAGGGUCCCUGAAGAUCCAAGAUAGAUGUCAAGUUGUUACUCUUCAACAGCUUAUUGCCAGUGGCUUGUUUGAUCUACAACCGAAGUUCAUUACUUAUCUCGACUGGAGGCGCGAGGAGAAAACACCAUGGUCGACUGCCAUCCUAAAUUAUCGGUCGCUGUUCACUCCGGGCUUCCAAUCCGAUCUGCCUAGUCCCCGGGCGUUGGAUGCUGCCCUUCGUCUCGGAGGCCUUUUUGAAAACCACCUUGGGUUUCGAUUCUCCAUGGCAAUGAGCUUUCUUGCUUUACUUCCGCCGUCUCUUCUGGAUACCCGCUUCCUGGACGCAGUUCAAAGAAGUAAUAUUUAUUUUGAACUUCCUCUAGAGGAAAAAUUGUCAAAUGUUCGAGUUUUUACACAUCAAGCCUUGGCAGAGGCUAAACGGUUUCAGGAUAUUCUUUUCCUUAUUGAUCGCCAACUUGAGCCGUUGAGGGAUAAAUAUUUAGAGCAUCUCGAGGACACCGAAAUCGAGGAAGUUGCGCAGUGGUUUGCAUACUACUCUCAACGUAAUUUAGUGACUAACAGCGUGACUUCUAUCCGCCUUUCGGAUUGA
Messenger RNA from Clonostachys rhizophaga, 1131 nucleotides. NCBI's taxonomy places the organism in Eukaryota, Fungi, Ascomycota, Sordariomycetes, Hypocreales, Bionectriaceae. The record is from the annotation of a GenBank genome assembly.